AGCAUGCAACAACAACAGGGCGAGGAUGAUGACCACGGGCUAUCGAACUUGGGAACUAGACAGAUUUUGAAUUGGUCUCCAUCAGAUAUCUCUAUGGAAGCUCUGUCUCGAGCUCUUGGAGAAAAGCUCCUCGUUGCAAAGAAAAACAUUUCCAAGGAGGUCCGGUUCAAACCCACGUGCCAGACCCCGGAGCAAAUAGCUGGGAGUAAUUGCAGCAAAGAUGGCUGCCUUCGAACUGAACUGCCAGAGAAUUUCAGGGAUAGAGUGAAGCAGUUAGUUGGGAAUCCAAAAUUUCAACUUUCACCUCAAUACAAAGAGGCGAUGGCAGAAAUGGCGAGUCAGAUCGAAGGGAGAUAUGAGAUCAUACUUCUCACCGCUGCCUCAUCCAACCACUUCUUUGAGUCCCAAGCUUUGAUGAAAAAUCUUCACACAUAUGUGUUUCCUCGGUUAAGAAACUUUACUCUUAUUUUCUAUGACAUAGGCUUAUCUGAAGAAGAACAUCUACAAAUGAAAAAAUAUUGUCAGUGUCAAGUUGUGAAAUUUCCCUUUCAUCUAUUUCCGGAGUUUGUGAGAAACCUUAAGUGUUAUUCGUGGAAGCCACUCAUGAUCAAAGCUCAUAUUCCUCAGUCCAAACUGGUUGUGUGGAUGGACGCGUCAGUUCGCUUCCGGCCGGACCCCCAACUUCUACCCAGGCUCCUGCAACAGGCGCAGGACAGGGGCGUGCAGAUGGGAGGCAGUGGCGCUGACUCUCCCUAUCGCACUGACGUGGCCAUGUACCACUUCUUCGGGGACGAGCCGUGCGCCUACCUGGGCCUCUCUCAAGCUAAAGCCACUUUUGGAGUUUUCCACCGUGAGCCUUUCGUGGACAAAGCCGUGCUGGAGCCAUGGUGCGCAUGCGCGGUGAAGAAAAACUGCAUCUGUCCGUCUGACCGCCACGGGUGUGCGGAGAGCAAAGCUGCUGUUCUUUCUUUCCGGAAUCGGAGUGGGCCUUUGCGGCUUGGGCUGUGUCAUCGAUACGACCAAUCAGCCAUUAGCACCAUUUUGCACAAGUUGUAUCAAGGUUACUUCCGGUUUGUCUUGAUCGACAUUUUAAAGUUUAUUCAAAUUCUAAGAAAGACAACAGAAAAUUAUUUCCCAGUUUCUUAACAACUGGAA
Molecule: messenger RNA, 1155 nt
Organism: Aplysia californica (California sea hare)
Lineage: Eukaryota; Metazoa; Mollusca; Gastropoda; Aplysiida; Aplysiidae
Exons: 1
Coding region: 4-1146 (380 amino acids)
Source: RefSeq, a predicted model, not a curated record